Molecule: messenger RNA, 1848 nt
Organism: Mobula hypostoma (lesser devil ray)
Lineage: Eukaryota; Metazoa; Chordata; Chondrichthyes; Myliobatiformes; Myliobatidae
Product: pancreatic triacylglycerol lipase-like
Exons: 13
Coding region: 1-1848 (615 amino acids)
Biological process (GO): lipid catabolic process
Molecular function (GO): protein binding; triacylglycerol lipase activity
Source: RefSeq, a predicted model, not a curated record
AUGUCAGAACUUCGUCAUGGACAAGCUGACCUUGUUGGAAAGACCGAGCCGAGCAUCUGGAUUUCACGCUCGGCGUUCUCAGCAUCCAGCUGCGCCCUUCGCACGCCGCGGGCCACAAGUGACCGUAUAAGAGCAGCCGCGCCCCGCUCAGGACUGAAAGCCGUGAGAGUGUUGGCAGGUGGACCGGAUGAAAUAUGCUACGAUAAGCUGGGCUGUUUCGCCCGUGGAUACCCAUGGACAGGGACCAAGGAAAGACCCGUUGCCAGGGACCCCUGGAGCCCUGAGAAAAUCGGCACCCGUUUCCUGCUCUACACCAGGGAGAACCCCGACAGCUUCCAGGAAAUCAGCGGGACACAUCCGCAGACGGUUGCUGCCUCUAACUUUGACACCAAUCAGAAGAGUGUCCUGGUCGUCCACGGACAUCUGAAAAAUGGAGAUUCCCAAUGGGUCGUGGAUCUGUGCAAGACUAUUCUACAAGUGGAUGGUGUCAACUGCAUCGGUGUGGACUGGAAUGGUGGCUCUCAAUGUGUGUUUAGCCAGGCUGCGCAGAACGUCCGUGUGGUGGGAGCAGAAAUUGCAUUCUUCCUCGAUGCACUGGAGAGCAACUACAAUUACACCUUGCCAGAUGUAUACCUGGUGGGGCACGGACUGGGUGCCCACGCCGCUGGUGAGGCAGGACGCAGGAAGCCGGGGAUAUCCCGGAUUACAGGCCUCGAUCCCGUUGCCCCGUACUUCCAGAACACCCCUCUCGAGGUGAGGUUGGAUCCCACUGAUGCACUGUUCGUUGAUGUGAUUCACACCGAUGGUUCCUUGAAGUACCCCAGCAAAGGGUUUGGAAUCAUCUAUCCUUGUGGUCACGUGGACUUCUACCCAAAUGGUGGGGACAACAUGCCGGGCUGCUCGAAGAAUCUCAUUUCAACAAUCCUGGAUGUGGACGGGAUCUGGGAAGGGACAAAGAAUUUUCUCUCCUGCAACCACUUCCGCGCCGUGAAGUAUUUCACUGAGAGUUUGACAUCACCGGGCGGUUUUGAGGGUUUUUCCUGUGCCGGUGAAGAGGAGUUUCUCGCAGGGGGGUGUUUCAUGUGCCCCACUGACGGCUGCCCCAACAUGGGCUACGACAUCGGGAGGUAUCGUCCCGCCCCGGGACUGCUGCACCAACCCUUCCAGCUCAGCACGGGCGAGGCCAGCCCCUUUGCACGUUGGCGCUACGAGGUGUCGGUGAAACUCUCCGGUUCACACUCUGUGUCCGGUUUCAUUAACGUCGCCGUGUACGGCACCAAAGGAAACUCCCGUCAGCACAGAAUCACGAGAACUAAACUCCACCCUGGCACCACGUACACAUCCCUCAUUGAUGUGGAGCUCGACAUGGGGGACAUUACCACAGUGAAGUUUCUUUGGGACAACAGACAGAUAAACGCCUUUCACCCUAAGCUCGGAGCGGAGAAUAUCACUGUGGUACGAGGACAGGACCACACCAGGUCAGUCAGGAGCCCGGAAACCGCAGUACAGCGUCAGUGUGGCCAACUGGUGUCUUGCAAGGACCCAGAGGCGAGACUGGGGUCGGUGUGGAGGGCGGACCAGGGCCCGCGACUGAACCAGUGGGACAGUUCAGGAACCUCCGGUCAGGGGACCACGCGAUCAAACGUGAGAGCGAAGCUCCGGCCAAGCCAGUCUGACCUGGCCCUGUGGGAUUGUGCAGUAUUAUUGAAGCAGAUUAUUCAGCCCAUUGUGGUCACGGCCAUCUUGAAGAAGAAAGACUCAUGCGCGAUUUUCUGGAGUUUCCAUUUUUGUGGAGACCAGGUGGUUCGAGAGCAGACCCUUCAAACCCUCUUGCCGUGUGCCAAGUAG